AUCACUAGCCGCAUUUGAACUUGUAGUGCCUCGGGGUACGAAUUCCAGAUUAUUGAUAUGAUGACACUACCCCGCACAUAUCUUACGGGCAGGUCGAACUGCCACUGGGUGGGGUUAAAAUACCGAUCACUACCAGCUCUCCAGAGAAUAAGUAGCCACGUCCUCCCUGUUUAUCGUGAAGAGAAUGCAUAUUACUAUAUAACAAAGAGAUUGCACUCGGCUCGCUAUCAAAGCACCUGCCCGCAGGGAAAUCAUUACACGCUUUCAUUUACAAAAUCAAAUUCAUUAUGCCAGAUUGGAGAAUCUACCACCCGGCUGGGACAUUCACCGACCCCGGUCAUAAAGAGGAACUCUCAGAGGCGAUUACAUCAAUCUAUACACGUGCCGGACUGCCAGCAUUCUAUGUUGUUGUUUUAUUCAUAGAGAUGCCUGCCGGCACUAUGUACCGAGCCGGAGUCUCCUGUUCGGCGAACGGGGUAAAGCCCUUUGUUAGGCUCACAUUUAGCCAUAUUGCGAGGCACUUUCCUCCUGGCGAGAGUCCGGAGAGGACUCGCUUUAUGAAUACUGUUCACGAGACCUUAAAGCCGCAUAUUGCAGACAAAGGUUACAAUUGGGAGGUCAAUGGCGAGGAGCUAGAGCGGGAAUUUAUGCAUAUAAAUGGCUUUAGGAUUCCCCCAACUAGCUCUGAGGAUGAGAAGAGGUGGUUCCGUGACAACGAGCCAUCUCCUUGGGGGCCUUAUCUCACAAACUAGCUUGCGGCUGGUCAAGCAAAUGCCUACCUGGUCACGGAAGUUUGGGCAGAACGCAGCUUUCGG
Aspergillus alliaceus is the source of this 815-nucleotide messenger RNA. Its product is annotated as tautomerase family protein. The record is from RefSeq and is a predicted model, not a curated record. Bases 288 to 752 code for a protein of 154 amino acids. Lineage: Eukaryota; Fungi; Ascomycota; Eurotiomycetes; Eurotiales; Aspergillaceae. The transcript has 2 exons.